AUGAGCGUCGACGGGGCAGCUCCCGAUGUGGGAGAAGGAGCAUACCGGAGGCAUCCUCCUCCUCCUCCUACUCACAAUGGGUCCCGUGCCAAUCAAGAUUCAUCAAUGUGUUCGCACAAGGCGCACUCGUCUUUUCGAAUGGACGAGAACGAUGGACUCCUCCGCGACCAAGACAACGUGCCUCCUCCGUCACACCACUCCACCACCACGGCCGCCUCCACCCAUUCCAACAGUACGGCACAAACCAUUGCGGGAGUGGCGGGUAAUAUCCUCGAGUGGUACGAUUUUGCCGUCUUUGGAUUCCUCAGCGACAUUAUUGGAGACGUGUUCUUCCCACCCCAGCAAGGGAACUCCGCUACCGUCAAAUCGUUCGCCGUCUUUGGCGGGGCGUUUUUGAUGCGACCCAUUGGUGGCGUUAUGAUGGGAUACAUCGGGGACGUUUACGGACGAAAAAGGGCACUGGUAUUGUCCAUCUUUCUCAUGGCCUUUCCGACCUUUGCCAUGGGAUGCUUACCGACCUACGAGCAAGUCGGAGCCUUCGCGAUUGUCUUGCUCGUGAUCGUACGGCUGCUGCAGGGGCUCAGUGUGGGAGGACAACUCAUGUCUAGUCUCGUCUUUACGCUCGAAACACACGAAACGACCCAGUGGGGACUUUACGGUAGCUUCGUCAUGGCGGGCGCUAAUCUAGGGACCCUACUCGGCGGCCUCGCGGGCUACGCACUUCGAUCCUUUUUGUCCUACGAACAACUUGUGGCCUGGGGAUGGCGCUUGCCCUUUUGGUCCGGCAUUCUAGUGAGCUUUUCUGGCUUCUACCUACGAUCGCACGAAAACGUCGAGGAUGACCAAAACAGUCGCCACUGUGUAGCCUCCACCCGUGCAGCAGCACCGUCGGGAACCAACACAAUUCGGGAUUCUCAAAAUUCGUCAGACGUCGGCGCCGACCACAAUACUCCUCUCCCAGUUGUGAAAAGCAGCGACGAUUGCGAACCCAUCAUCCCCGCAAUCUCUCCUCCCAAUCCACUCCGCAUUGCCUUCGCCUCACAAAAUCGGCGAUCCCUAUUAGCAGCGGCGUUGGUACCCAUGCUCUGGUCGUCGGGAUUCUACCUUUCCUUUGUUUGGAUGGCCAUCUUUAUGGAAGAUUUGAUAGAAUCGCCCGUUCCACACGCUUUUGGUGUCAAUUCUGCGGCGCUACUAAUUUCCGUCUGCCUCUUCUUUCCCGUCGCCGGGAUUCUCUCGGACCGAUACGGUCGUCGCUUCGUCAUGACGAUUGGUGGAGUUUCCGUGGGAGUGCUAAGCCCCAUACUCGUUCUUGUCAUUGGCAAAGGGAAUGCCUUGAAUGCGUUGGUAGCUCAAUCAUCGUUGGGCGUUGCUUUAUCGUUUUGGGGAGCUCCCAUGUGCGCCUGGUUGGUCGAGGCCUUUGAGCCCGCGGCCCGGCUCACUUCGGUGGCUAUCGGCUACAAUUUAGCACAAGCCACUGUAGGAGGCCUGACACCUUCGGUAGCCACAAUCAUGGUGGAUAGCGUUGGUGUCAACUCACCCGGCUGGAUCUUGACCGUGCUCUCGAUCCUAUCCUUGACGGGUCUAUGGAUUGUAGCCCCGCCCGUUGGCGCUUCGCCACCUGCAUCUUCGACACGCAAACGGACUUUCCAAGCGUUACCAUCUACCGGUGAAUGCGAAAUGGUCGUAACCCAAACAAGCGAGGACGAUACAAGCGACCCUGGGGAGCUAAUUUGA
Molecule: messenger RNA, 1734 nt
Organism: Phaeodactylum tricornutum CCAP 1055/1
Lineage: Eukaryota; Bacillariophyta; Bacillariophyceae; Surirellales; Neidiaceae
Exons: 1
Coding region: 1-1734 (577 amino acids)
Biological process (GO): transmembrane transport
Cellular component (GO): membrane
Molecular function (GO): transmembrane transporter activity
Source: RefSeq, a predicted model, not a curated record